Molecule: messenger RNA, 3709 nt
Organism: Beta vulgaris subsp. vulgaris (sugar beet)
Lineage: Eukaryota; Viridiplantae; Streptophyta; Magnoliopsida; Caryophyllales; Amaranthaceae
Product: pentatricopeptide repeat-containing protein At4g20090
Exons: 6
Coding region: 279-2240 (653 amino acids)
Molecular function (GO): protein binding
Source: RefSeq, a predicted model, not a curated record
UAUAAAUUCAAGUGAACGUAUGGUUGCCGAAUAAACGGCCAGGCCUGAUAAGAAGAGUGACAAAAGCCCGGUGAUUCGUUGCCGGAGUUAAUAUUAGCACCGCCACCUGUUAAAACAAAGUUGCGCUUUGUUUCUCAUCUCCUUCCUGUCAACAGCUAAGGAUUCAUCAAUUAUCUUGGGGUAAAAAAGAUUGAACAAAAUUGAUAUACAAAUGAGGUUUUAGAGUGUCUUGCCUCUUAAAUUCAUCAAUAAUUUUCAAGUAUUGGAUCGUUUGAGUGAUGCCCAGCACUGAUUUUGUCUCACAGAAGUUCAGUUUCAGAUUAAUUUCACUUCCAUGUAAGUUUGUUCACUAUUCUUUGCGUUCUUCUUGUUGGAUUUCUGAUUUUCCUGCUCAAAAUGUGUCAGAAUCUGAAGAUGAAAAUGGUAGUUGUGUUGAAUCUGCUAUUAAUAAAGAUAUCUUUAAUGCACCCCCAAAAAUGGGUUCUUACCAGUUGGGUGAUUCCACCUUUUAUAUGCUCAUUGAAACUUAUGCUAAGUCGGGGAAAAUUAGUUCAUUAGAUGGGGUUUUGAGUAGAAUGAAGCGCGAAUGCCGGGUUAUUAGGGAAGGGGAUUUCAUUUUAAUGUUUAAGGCUUAUAGGAAAGCGCGUUUGCCGGAAAAGGCUAUGGAUUUGUUUAUGAGAAUGGUGGAGGAAUUCGACUGUAAGCCGACUGUUCGAUCGUUUAACUCGGUUUUAAAUGUUAUGAUUCAAGCGGGUUUAUUUGAGAAAGGGUUGAACUUUUAUGAUAGUGUUAUUGGAAGAGAGAAUAUAAUUCCGAACAUUUUGACUUUCAAUUUGGUUAUUAAGGCUUUGUGCAAGUUGGGAAAGGUUGAUAAGGCUGUAGAAUUGUUUAGAGAAAUGCCGCCUCAGCAAUGCGACCCUGAUGUUUUUACAUAUCAUACAUUGAUGGAUGGAUUAUGCAAGAAUGAUAGAAUUGAUGAAGCAGUUUUAUUGUUGGAUGAGAUGCAGAUAGACGGGUGCAGUCCUACUCAGAUGACAUUUAAUGUAUUGAUUAGUGGACUUUGUAAGAAGGGUAACAUGGCGCGAGCUGCUAAACUUGUUGAGAACAUGCUCUUGAAAGGCUGUAUGCCCAAUGAGGUGACUUACAACACCCUUAUUCAUGGGCUAUGCUUGGGAGGGAAGUUGGAUAAGGCAUUGAGUCUCUUGAACCACAUGGUAUCAAACAAGUGCCUGCCUAAUGAGGUCACAUAUGGAACUCUUGUUAAUGGACUUGUAAAGCAAGGAAGAGCUGUUGAUGGAACUGCAUUAUUGUUGUCUAUGGAAGAGAGGGGAUUUAAAGCAAAUGUAUAUGUUUAUUCCUCUCUUCUUAGUGGGUUGUUUAAGGAAGGAAGGCCAGAAGAGGCAAUGAGACUGUGGAAGGACGUGAUAGGAAAAGGGUUAAGUCCUAAUGUUGUCCUGUAUAGUGUUCUGGUUGAUGGUUUGUGUCGUGUUGGUAGACCUAAUGAUGCCAAAGAAGUUUUAUUGGAGAUGGUCCAUAAGGGCCUUACCCCUAAUGCGUUUACAUAUAGCUCCUUGAUCAAAGGUUAUUUUAGGACAGGUAACAGCCAAGAGGCACUUCGUGCAUGGAAAGAGAUAGAAGGCAGUAAUUCUAUUCAUAACGUGGUUUGUUACAGUGUACUUAUCAAUGGUUUGUGUGAGGAAGGGAAGCUUAAGGAUGCUAUGGCUGUUUGGAGUCAGAUGUUGGGCAGAGGAUUAGAACCUGAUACCAUUGCUUAUAGUUCAUUGAUUCAUGGGUUCUGCAAGGCUGGGUUGCCUGAGCAGGGACUGAAAGUUUUUAAUGAAAUGCUUUUUCAAGGGGUUGAAUCCCGACCAGAUGUGGUAACUUAUAAUAUACUUUUUAAUGGUUUAUGCAACAAUGAUAAAAUCUAUAUGGCUAUUGAUCUUCUGAAUGGGAUGUUGGAUCAUGAUUGUGAUCCUGAUGUACAUACCUGUGAUAUAUUUCUGAGGGCUUUAAGAGACAAGAUGAACCCACCUGAAGAUGGGAAAGCGUUCCUUGAUGUCCUUGUUUUACGAUUAUGCAAGAAGCAAAGAGCAUUGGCUGCUUCCAAUAUCCUGCAAUUGAUGCUGCAGAAAUUUUUGCCACCUGAAGCCUCUGCAUGGAAAGGAGUUCUAGAGCUCUGUUGCAAACGCAGGAAGAUUAUAUUGACACUGGACAAGUGUAGGAGUAAAUUGUUCUGCUGAUUGCAAUGGAAAUGGAAUCUCAAAUGCGGUUGCAAUCGCAAUAAUGGUCCUGAACCACUUUUGGAGGUAUUGUGGAUGGGUUUCGGCUACCACGGCCUAGUAUCACAGUUGAGGGGUGCCCAAAAACUCUAUAAUGCUGUCACGAUGAGAUAAAUGUGGCUGAUUCAGAUGCAUUGAUAUGCCAGCUGGAUCUUGGGAAAUAUUAGUCGAAUCAGUUUGGACAAAGGUGGACAUUCUCAUGUUAUGUUGCUUCAGGUUCAUCUGAAGGAAUAUAUUGCCACAUGCAGCCGUUCAUCCAAUUGCUUUUCCAAUCACUGAUGUAAUUGAGAUAUCUGGACCUCAAUGAUCUGGAGGUCAAUAUAUGCUGGACUAAUGGAAGUGCUGUUUGUUCCCUAUAUGCUAUCUCAAUUCACCUGCAUGUUGACCAUCUUUACCCCGUGGCGCUUUCUUUGAUCAACAGCUAGAGUUGUUCUCAUUACUUGGGUUGUUCUCUCAGCCUUUGGUGAAUGCCUGUGGUUUAAGUUUUGAUCAUAUACAACUAUACCAGCAUUUUUUCAGGCAUUCCAUAAUUUACAAUGACGAGCAAUCUCCAGCCGAGUGAUUGGCGUCAGAUCUUGAGUAUCCUGUCGAAGGAGCCUUAGGUUGCUCAAAAAUCCUAAUGUCAAUGAUUUUAAGUGAUUACAUUGGUGAGGCAGUGUUGGUUAUUCUGAUUGCUGACUAAUUCUCUGACUUCUACACACUCCAUGCUUUCUAUACUACCAGUUUUAUUAGCAUAUCCUUUCCUCCAAUUGUUGGUGCUUCAAUUCAAAUGGUAGCAUAUACUGGACUAGUUAACGGCAGUAUGGGGUCAUGACAAGUCUGCUAGAAUGAAGAUGGAAGUGUAGAGAAGUUUCUGUUCAACUUGGUCUGCUGUGGCUGCAAUAUCAUCAACAUCACAGAGAUUCUCUUGUAGAGAUACCAUUGUCUGCAAGACUGCAAUGUUGCAAGUCUUUUGCUCGUCCUGUCUUACUGUGGAAGAUUUGGAUUCCGAAAAACAAGAAGAAAUAAAAGAAGAAAAAAAGUAGUUAAUCUUUGACACCCCUGUAUGUAUAACUGCUUGGAAGCUGGUAUGAAAUACUAUCUUUCUGCAAAUGGAGUUGAUGUAAAUUGUGAAGCAUCAGUAGUUAAACUUCUGCUGUAGUUGCAGUGAUGUUUAAAUCAUAUAAAACAAUUUCCGCUAGUGUUUAUUCUCAUGGGUUUCAUUGUCCCAUCGAAGAUGAUGCAAUUUACGAAAAUGCUGAAAAAUCUCAACUUGGGAUGUAAUUUCUGUGCACUGAUAGAUCUCGAAAGAUUGUGAAUGGCAAGAUGCAUAGCAGAUAAGGUAGUAAAUUUUUCGUAAGUUUCAGUUUUUUGUUGUUAGUCUUUUGAUAAAUGGUAUAAAAAACUUUGUUGACAAGUAUAGAAAUAGCACCAUUGAAUGAAUCGGUUCA